AUGCCUCGCAAGAAGAGCUCAGCCCGGUCCAAGUCGCCAUCCAAGAGGCAGCCCGUCAACAAGUUCAGCAAUCCUCAGCUCGCUUCGCAGUCAGUUGAGUCCGGGAACAGCAAGAUUAAUGUCGUAGCAGAAGCUCCGGAGCUUGGGCCACCAAAGCCCGCGGCCGACGACAGCCAGCGGCCUCCCGCUGAGAGGCAGGAGUCCGGCAAUGAGCACAGUGCUACUGGCCUAGACGACACCACGAACAACCAGACUAGACAACAUCGACGGUCACCUUCUGCUGCGAGGAGCAGUGGCAGCAGAGCGGGGGAGUCCGAGGGCAACGACCAUGCCGCGGAUGCUGAGAAGGGCUUUGGAAGCGAAGGAACUGCCGACGAGACUCUUGUCGACGGAUUCGAUGUCGACAGGUCCGAUUCCACAAGUGUAAAGGCCAUGAGCGACGACAGCUACCCGCGUAUCACUCUGGCAGCCCAUGGCCGCAGGAACAGCCAUCGCUUUGGAUUAAAGGCCGGCGGCGUCCGCUUUGCUCCUCUCCAGGUUCCCUUCCAACGUCGCCUCCAGACGGGCGCUGUGUUGUUCCACGGACUGUCCAUCCUCACAUUCGUCUCGGUAUUCUUCUUCCUCGCGGCGAUUCCUUUUACCUGGCCCUUGCUGGUUCCUUAUCUUAUCCACCUCUCGCUGUCCAGUGUCGCCUCAAAUGGCAACCUGACUUACCGUUCAGAGUGGCUCCGUUCGCUUCCCAUCUGGAAGUUUUUCGCAGAGUACUAUCCCGCCGAGCUUCACAAGACGCAUGAUCUGCCGCCCACUCGGAAGUACAUCUUUGGUUACCACCCUCAUGGAAUCAUCUCGCACGGCGCUUUUGCUGCGUUUGCUACGAACGCGCUCGGCUUUGCAGAGAAAUUUCCCGGUAUCACCAACUCCUUGUUGACUCUUGACAACAACUUCCGAAUCCCCUUUUACCGCGACUACAUCUUGUUCAUGGGUGUCCGAUCGGUGUCUAAGGAAUCGAUCUGGAACACGAUGAGCAAGGGCGGCACGAACGGAGAGGGAAUGGGUCGGGCCGUGACCAUCGUCGUCGGUGGUGCCAGAGAGUCGCUGGAGGCUCAGCCCGGUACCCUCAGGCUGAUUCUCAAGGGUCGCAAAGGCUUCAUCAAGAUGGCUCUGCGGACCGGGGCCGACCUCGUGCCUGUCCUGGGCUUCGGCGAGAAUGACCUCUACGACCAGCUUAGCCCGAGGACUCACCCCUGGGUGCACAACUUUCAGAUGUUUGUGCUCCGCGUUUUCAAGUUUACUCUCCCAGCUCUGCACGGACGGGGCAUUCUCAACUACGACGUGGGCAUGAUGCCUUACCGCAGACCCUUGAACAUCGUUGUGGGCAAGCCUAUCAAGAUGACGACAUCCCCUACCGCUCAACCCUCGCAGGAAGAGAUCGACCGGUACCACGGCCUGUACGUAGCUGAGUUGCAGACGAUUUGGGACACCUACAAAGAUCAGUUCGCGCCCGAGCGAAAGGCCGAGCUUCAGUUCAUUGCCUAA
Colletotrichum higginsianum IMI 349063 is the source of this 1536-nucleotide messenger RNA. Its product is annotated as Diacylglycerol acyltransferase. NCBI's taxonomy places the organism in Eukaryota, Fungi, Ascomycota, Sordariomycetes, Glomerellales, Glomerellaceae. Gene Ontology annotation, biological process: triglyceride biosynthetic process. Gene Ontology annotation, molecular function: diacylglycerol O-acyltransferase activity. The coding region runs from base 1 to 1536 and encodes 511 amino acids. Gene Ontology annotation, cellular component: endoplasmic reticulum membrane. The record is from RefSeq and is a predicted model, not a curated record. The transcript is spliced from 2 exons.